Molecule: messenger RNA, 2001 nt
Organism: Megalops cyprinoides (Indo-Pacific tarpon)
Lineage: Eukaryota; Metazoa; Chordata; Actinopteri; Elopiformes; Megalopidae
Gene: odr4
Product: odr-4 GPCR localization factor homolog
Exons: 14
Coding region: 113-1474 (453 amino acids)
Biological process (GO): intracellular protein localization
Cellular component (GO): endomembrane system
Source: RefSeq, a predicted model, not a curated record
UUCACCGUCCAAUCACCUGAGGACAAAGUUGACACCAAACGACGUUUUUCAGCGAGAAAAAUGGUGCACAUUGUCCAAUGAUCCUCCAAUAUAGGAACCGUUUAAAGUCAGAAUGGGCCGAAGCUACAUCGUGGAUGAAUUGGUUGAGAAAUACCUCGUAAAUCUUAAGACCAUAGAUGCUUCCUAUAUCACAGGACUCUUAAUUGGGCAGUUUUCACCACAGAAAGACUUUGUGGUGCUGGCAGCACGGACCCCACCGAAGGAGAAGGAGGCUGGGGGGUCCUCGUCCGAUGGUGGCGGGAUGGUGAGCUCACUGGACGACAUUGACGUCCAGUGGGUCUCUGAGCAUGCCAAGCAGGUUUCCCACAUGUUACCCGGCAGUUUGGCAGUCCUUGGUGUAUUCCUUGUUCAUCCACCUGAAUUGUCAAAAGAAGCCCAGAAUUCACUGAGACGGCUGAUCUUCGCUGUGGACAAGCGCUUAUCGAAGGGGCGGCUGUGGAAGCUCACAGAGGAUGACGUGCCAGAGAGAGUCAUGCUUCAGAUCUGCUCAAAAACAAGGAAAGCAAUCUGUCGGACAUUUGAUGUGCAAGACCCCAAGAGCUCAGCAAAGCCUGCAGAUUGGAAGUACCAGGCCGGAGUGUCAGCCUCCUGGCAGGUUCUGCAAUGUUCAGUGGAUCUCGACGUGCUUUUCCCCAUGGCAGAGACGUCGUCCUCAAACUUGGACAAGUGCACAAAGGACGGGCUUCAGAGAUGGGCAAAUCAGAUUGAAACCAGUAUUUGUCUCAUUAAUGGUAAACGUCUGCCCGAUCACUUCGAUGUGACAGCGGGACAGAAAAAGAACUCCAAGGCGGCCCAGUCAAAGCUUCAGGCCCAGAUCCUCAUUCCAACCAAGGUGGGGCUAAAGGCGGACCAGAGGUCCACGGCGUCGGUACAGGCAUGUAAAGGGUUCCUGACUAUGAAGGGGGUUAUGCACUGCAGGGCCUACAUCCAUAGCAACAAACCCCGGGCAUGCCAGGCCGUGGAGGCUAUCAAGAGGGACCUUAUGAACACGGUCUCCUGCAGGACCGAGAUGCUGUUUGAAGACCUCUUCAUGAACGAAGGCAGUUCAGACAGAGGUGCGGUGAGCGGGCAGCAGCCCCUGCCCCAGCGGGUGUUUGCACCCGUGCCAGGCACUGGCUUCUGCAUCUGUGACUACAUGUUCCCAGAUGAAAGCCUGGUGGACGUCAGCGAGCGUUUCAAGGAGAUGCUGGACUGUGACAUCCUAGAGGAGACGAUAGACACAACCCAGGAAGCUGCUCUAAAGCAAUCAAAUAUAGUGGAUAAUUCAGAAGAAUGCACAGAUAACAUAACAUCAGAGAUGCCAACAGAAGCCCCUGAGAACCAGAGAUCCCUUCAGACUUAUGUUGGCGUGGCGGUGGCCACUGGAGUUGCCCUCCUCGCCACAGCUGCCUCGCUGCUUUAUCUCAGUGACUGAAGAAGGAAAAGAAUACACCCACACUGAAGGGAGGGGAAAUUUUGAACGGAGAACAGUUCAUAAUUCAAAUACAGGCACUUUUUUUAUUCAAGCAGUUAUUCCUCUCACAUCGAUUACAUUUCGCAGCGUCAGCAGGUCACUAGUGGCAGAGGGAGAACAUUAAGCAGAGCUAAGUGUCGUGUUUCUCUCCAGGGCCCACUGUGCAGGCGCGCAUCUCCCCUGUCUUCACCAUCGCCUUCUGUGCAUGCCGGCUAUAAACGUCACCUGACAUCUUGACGAGUUACCUCAUGCCAGGUUUGCCAACGCCCAAAGUCAGGCUGAAACGCGAUCAUUCUUGGCAAUACUGGUUCACUUCAUGUUAACGGAUUAGAUAAUUUAAGGACCUCUGGCAUGGAACAUCCUAAGCAUCCCAAAGGAUGACGUGUCCUGUAGUAGUUUAGGAAUGCAAAAUAAACCCAUCAGAAGGGCAAUUGUCAUUAUAAGACAGAACUCUGUUCAAGUUUCUGUUAUGGAAAGCUUUGUUCAUU